AUGGCGCAUCAUUUCUAUACCCCAGAGGAAGAGGUCAGCUUCGAUCAGCAAUCCAAGCGAGAUGCGCUUCCUAUGUCGCAUCCUGGCCGAGGGGACAGUCAGCAGGAGGUCGGAGAGAGAGGCCUCCCCUGUGUCAGCCCUACCCCGGAGCUCGAUGGGAAGAAUCGAAGUUCAACAAGACGACGUAUUCAGGUUGCAGUCAACUCAUCAAUGUUGCAAACUAAGGUCGGCGUAUGGGCUUAUCCUACGAAUGGCAUGUCUCAAUCUCAGAGGAUGGGCUUGUAUACAUCCCCGGUGGGCCCCAAGUCAAGAGUUCACGCUGUGAACUCGCAAAGUCUCCGUGGAUCUCCAUAUUCCCGGUCAUCCUCAUAUGACCUGGGAUCGACAGAUCCCCAGCAAUCGUACUCUCGUUCCCCGCUAGUCGAGCAUGCGAUCAGCUACGAGGACGACUCACCGGCCGGGUACACCUCGCCAUCAUCCGCCUACAUGCUUCCUCAUACCUCGCAGCAAGUUUUCGCCGACUACUGCGGGCUUCCAUGGACGAAGGCCUGGAGCCCGAACAUGAACAUGAGUAGGGGCCCUAGCAGCGGGAUAUUUCCUGAGCACGAGGCCGAAGGCUCGGUACCCCCGUCAGCCUACUCCUACAUGUUUCCAGGGGCGCCGUCGACCGAUCCGACAAUGGCCCUGCUAUCCGAAACGCUGGGCACGGACCGGACGCUACCGAAUCCCACAACGCGAAACCAGCAGAUAGGCCUCAGCACUUUCGCAAGCGUCCCGGACCCCGUCUCUGGCCUGACGCAUGCCCAGGACUACAGAGUAGGACAGCACUGGGCGGCCAAGGCGGGUGUCUCAAGCAACGUGCGCUCCAUGCAGUCCGGGCCCGGUGGCGCGUUCAGCACGAGUCCGAUCAACCGCACCAAGUCCCUGCCGUCCAACACUCAGGACAUGGUGUUUGGCUUCAUCCCCAUGACGUCGACGGGGACCCCGUCUCCGAUGAUGACCUCGUGCGGAGGAUUUACGGGCCUGGACGCCGUGGACGCGGGCGACGAGUUCCGCAACAGUGGCGAGGCGGCGGCGCGGUUGACGCGAUCGUACUCGCGGGAGAACGCCAGCAGCCGCCUCCUGUCGCUGAGCGAGUACGGAUCGGACAUCUACGGGUACAGCAGCACGGAGAGGAAGAAAGGCUCCGACGGGGGCGACUCUGGCGCGGCCGCGACCCUGAUCAACGGGCUGCCCUACACGCGCCCAAAGCACCCGGAGCACCCGCUCACCACGGAAGGCAUGCCAGGUUUCCCUGAGGCCACAGAGGUACACCGAGCACCGGCCUCCGCUCUGAGUAACCCCGGGGGCUUCUAG
This is a messenger RNA of Aspergillus terreus NIH2624, 1356 nucleotides long. RefSeq lists its product as uncharacterized. The record is from RefSeq and is a predicted model, not a curated record. The transcript has 2 exons. Bases 1 to 1356 code for a protein of 451 amino acids. Lineage: Eukaryota; Fungi; Ascomycota; Eurotiomycetes; Eurotiales; Aspergillaceae.